Messenger RNA from Phyllopteryx taeniolatus (common seadragon), 3319 nucleotides. RefSeq names its product N-alpha-acetyltransferase 25, NatB auxiliary subunit (gene naa25). Gene Ontology annotation, cellular component: NatB complex; cytoplasm. Gene Ontology annotation, biological process: N-terminal peptidyl-methionine acetylation. NCBI's taxonomy places the organism in Eukaryota, Metazoa, Chordata, Actinopteri, Syngnathiformes, Syngnathidae. The coding region runs from base 199 to 3114 and encodes 971 amino acids. The transcript has 23 exons. The record is from RefSeq and is a predicted model, not a curated record. Gene Ontology annotation, molecular function: protein-N-terminal amino-acid acetyltransferase activity; protein binding.
AAGCAGUGCAGCCGAGAGAAACGCUACCGAAUGAAGAGAAUGGACUGUUAGGAAUAAAGUAAUACAAUUUCAAGUUACAAAUAUUACAAUUUAGAAUGCAAAUGUUUGUCGGUGGAGUGUGAAAUGUAACACGUGUGAAACGUGAACAUUUGUGCGCAUGCGCUGACACUUCCUCGGCAGCAGGUAAACUAAACCACCAUGGCGGCGAGAGGCCAUGUGCAAGACCCCAACGACCGGAGACUCAGACCCAUAUACGACUACCUGGACAAUGGCAACAACAAGAUGGCCGUCCAGCAGGCGGACAAGCUGCUGAAGAAGCACAAAGACUUGCACUGCGCGAAGGUGCUGAAGGCCAUCGGCCUCCAGCGGACGGGCAAGCAGGAUGAAGCCUUCUCCCUGGCCCAGGAGGUCACCUCCCUGGAGCCCACGGACGACAACUCCUUACAAGCGCUCACCAUCCUCUACAGGGAGAUGCAUCGGCCCGAGCUGGUGACCAAACUGUACGAGGCGGCGGUGAAGAAGGUCCCGCUCAGCGAGGAGUACCACUCUCACCUCUUCAUGGCAUACGCCCGCGUUGGCGAGUACAAGAAGAUGCAGCAGGCGGGAAUGGCCUUGUACAAAAUCGUCCCCAAGAAUCCGUAUUACUUCUGGUCCGUCAUGAGUCUGGUAAUGCAGGCCAUCUCAGCACAGGAUGAAAAACUAUCCCAAACCAUGUUCCUCCCCCUGGCGGAACGCAUGGUGGAGAAGAUGGUGAAAGAAGACAAAAUUGAAGCAGAAGCAGAGGUGCAGCUCUACUUUAUGAUCCUGGAGCGCUUGGGAAAAUGCGAGGAGGCUUUGGAAGUGGUCAGGGGUCCGCUCGGAGAGAAGCUGACCAGCGAGCUUCAGAGUCGAGAGAGCAAGUGCAUGAUGUUGUACCGACGACUUCGGCGCUGGCCCGAGUGCAACGCCCUGGCCCACAAGCUCCUGCUCAAGAAUCCUGACGAUUGGCAGUUCUACCUGGCCUACUUCGACUCGCUCUUUCACCUCAUGGAUCAGUCGUGGAGUCCGCCGGCGGAAGGAGAACACUGCUCGGAGGGCGCGGUGCACCACACGGUGGAAGAAGUGGUGAGGUUCGUGGAGGAGCGGAUCGCCGGCGAGGACGACAAAGACGCUCGCUCGCUGCGAGGUCCUUACCUGGCGCGUCUGGAGCUCAUGUGCCGGCUGCGAGAGCGCGACCUUCCCCAAGAAAGCCUGCUCGGAGAGCCUUUGGAACUGAUGGUGCAGUUUUUCGUCAAGUUCGGCGACAAGCCUUGCUGCGUCACGGACCUCAACAUUUACCUCCACCUGCUCGCCGCAGACCGGCACGUGCAGUUCGUCAAUCGGCUGAGCGAGGCCGCCCCGCUGGGCCGGCGAGGACCCGACGGCUCGGCCUUCCCGGACGACACCAAGGCGCUGCAGAGGCAUUUGUGCGUGUGUCAGCUGAGUCGGGCGCUCGGCCUGCAUCACGCCCUCGACGCCGCCGCUAAGCUGAGGCUCAUCGCGGAGCUCAAGGCGCACUACCGGCACGGCCUCAAGUUUGGGAAGAACGCUCUGAAGACGGAGCUGCAGUUUUCCGACAUGUAUUGCCUGAUGGCGGCUCACGUCUACAUCGACUUGUGGACGGAAAGCGGAGACGAGAUGGCGGCGUGGCAGAGUCUGGGCCUCCUCCACGAAGGUUUGUCCAACAGCCCGUCCAACGCUCAAUUCAAGCUGCUGCUGCUGCUCCUCUACUGCCGCCUGGGCGCCUUCGAGCCGGUGGUGGACCUCUACGCCAGCCUGGACGCCAAGCACGUCCAGCACGACACCAUCGGGUUCCUCCUGACGCGCUACGCCCAGUCCUUGGGACAGUUUGCCGCCGCGUCGCAAGCCUGCAACUUCUCUCUCAGGUUUUUCCACUCCAACCAGAAAGAUACCUCCGAGUACAUCAUCCAGGCGUACAAGUACGGCGCCUUCGAGAAGAUCCCAGAGUUCAUCGCCCUCAGGAACAGGCUGAACCAGUCGCUGCACUUCGCCCAGGUCCGCACCGAGAGGAUGCUGCUCGACUUGUUCCUGGAGGCCGAUAUUGUGUUGAGUCUGGAGGAGAGUGUGAAGGCCAUGUGUUUGUCUGCAGAGGAGGAUGACAUUCCCUGGGACAACAUGAGGGACAACAGAGACCUCACAGUGUUCACCUGCUGGGACCCCAACGAGCGGAAGUUGAGCGAGGAGCAUCGGCGGCGCUCCCUGGAGGAAGAGCGCGUGUGGCUGCGGUUACGCUCCCUCACGCUGCGACUCCUCGCCCUGGUGGCGGCGCUGGGGCACAAAACCUCGCCGCAGAACUCCCCGGCGGCCACCGAGAACGGCGUGGCGGACAAGUCGUCCGCGCUGCGCGGCCUCCUGGCGCAGCUCAGCCGGAACCUGCUGACGGCCGCGCAGCUGGCCGAGAGGCGCGCGCAGUACCCCUUCCUGGGACCGCCCGCCGCCCGUCUGGCUGCCGCCCUGUCCAGCGGCAGCUGCCAGUGUCAAGCGGCAGCUCUGCAGCUGUCGCUCCACGUGCACGAACUGGACGCCGUCGGACUCGACGAGUCAUCGGAGCUGCAAAUGCAGAUGUGCAACGCCUUCAAGUCGCUCGCCGGUCAGCUUCAAGAAAUGCUGAAUAAAUGCAAAGGAGACCUUCUGGACAUGAAAGAGGGCAAAUUAAAAAUCCGACCGUCCUUAUUAGAAAACCUCAUCUUCUUUGUGGAGACGGUGUGCGUGGUCUUGUGGGUCGCCAGCUACUGCACCAAAGUCCUGCGGCCGCUCAAGUCCAGCCUACAGAAGAAGAAGAAGAAGAAAAAGGACGCAAGCGCAGCUCAGCCGGCGGUGGUGUGCGGCUUCCAGGAACUGACGGCGAGCUUGCAGGACGUGCUGGCCCGGGCCCUGGAGCACAUCAGGGGACAGGAAGCUGGAAUAACGGCGCUCAAACUGGCCGACUUGUCCCUGGAAGGAUCCACAGAGGAGGAGUCGUCGUUCACGAGGGCGGCCGUGGACAAGCUGCAGAGCAGUCACCUGCGUUCGCUGCAGGAGGCGGCCGAGCUGCUCAAGAAGCGAGCGGACACUGUGAAGAACCUCAAGAUCUGAACGCCGCCGCGCCGGAUCCUUUUUCAUCUGUUUGCCCUGAACGCAUUUCCGGAACACUCUUCUCACUCGCGUACGCGCACGGACACGCGUACGCCUAUCAUGAAGUCACGUGGUGACCUUCACACGCUCAUUUUUAGCCCAACUAGUAAAUUAUUGUACAUAGUAGCUGAGAGUCCAAUAAACCACUAUUUCCUUUGCCCGCUCA